Messenger RNA from Zingiber officinale, 642 nucleotides. RefSeq names its product NADH dehydrogenase [ubiquinone] 1 beta subcomplex subunit 7-like. The transcript has 2 exons. The record is from RefSeq and is a predicted model, not a curated record. Bases 139 to 453 code for a protein of 104 amino acids. Lineage: Eukaryota; Viridiplantae; Streptophyta; Magnoliopsida; Zingiberales; Zingiberaceae. Gene Ontology annotation, cellular component: mitochondrion.
CAACGCGACUGUGUUUACUGCGAAACCCGAAAGGGUUCGAUUCGAUCGCGGCGGCUGUUGGCGAUAUAACUGGCACUGCGGUCUCCAGGGUUCGAUCGAUAGAAGGGGGGAUACGGAGAGAGGCGGAUUGGUCGAGCAAUGGCGGAAGAGGUGAAGCUGGGAUCUUCGAAGCCGAUGAUCGCGACGCAGCAGGAGAUGGAGGAAAACAGGGUCCCCAUCCCCUACCGCGACGAGUGCGCCCAUCUUCUUAUUCCUCUCAACAAGUGCCGCUCCGCUGAGUUCUUUCUGCCAUGGAAGUGCGAGAACGAGCGCCACGUCUACGAGAAGUGCGAGUACGAGCUCAUCAUGGAGCGGAUGCUCCAGAUGCAAAAGAUCCGUGAGCUUGAGGAGAGGAAGAAGGCGCAGCAGAUUCAGGGUGCGGGCGGUGUCAUCCCUUCUCCAGCCAACGCAUGAAUCGCUUCCCUUCCCCUUCGUGAUGGAAUCAGGAUUUGCACCUGGGCUCAAGGGCCUUUGAUGUUCAAUAAUGUUUACCAAGGACUAAGGUUAUUAUGUUAGUCUAUUUGGACCUUGAUUUUUUUUUUCUUUUCCUGUUUGGAUUAAGCACCAACGUCACUCGGUUGUAAUAAAGAAUUCCUUUGCCAA